GCCCUCUAUCGGUUGACACCGAGGCAGGGAUCAAGGGACGGAAAAGAUAAGCAGAUGUCAACGAAAUAAUUGUAAAUACUAUAAACUACAGAAAAAAAUAGCAGAAGACCUAUCAAGAUUAAGAAUGAUUUCAGAAUUAUCAACCAGACAAAAAGUGGCCCUGGCCAUUGCGUUGCCUGCUUCUAUGGUUCUCAUCUAUCUCUUGUUCAAGAAGAGGGAUGAUUAUGAUGCACCUGCUCCAUCCAAGCACGUGGCCACUGUGCAAAGACAGACUCUUGAGAUGAGCAUCCCACACAACAAGGUUGGACCUCUCAUUGGGAGAGAAGGCAUCAACAUCAAGAGGAUCCAGUCUGAGAGUGGAGCUAAUGUCAGGUUCUCUGAUGAAACCAAGAGAGAGGAUAAGUCCGACAGACUCCUCCGUAUCCAAGGUAACCGGGAUAGCAUCUUCCUGGCUGAGAGACUCAUCCUGGAUUUCUUGUCAGAGCAACCUGAAAUCAUCACAAAGACUCUCAUGCUUCCUCAGCAAGCUGUAGGAAGAAUCAUUGGACGUCAGGGAACAAACAUCAGAAUGAUACAGAACACUAGUAUGGCCAGAGUGAAGAUUGAUAGGGAUAUAGUGGAUGGGGAUGAUACCAAAAGACUUUGCACCAUCAGAGGAUCUAUCCAACAAGUGGACACCGCUGAGAACAUGAUAAUAGACGAAAUAAAUGAAAUGGAGGAUUACAAUCAAAGAUUAGCUGAGGCAGCUGCUAAUAGGAAAGAGAGACCUACAGGGAAAUCAGCCAGGAGUGUAUCACCCCAACCAAAGCUUACUCUCAACCCUGCUCCAGAAGAAGAAGGAGAAUGGCAGAUAGAGUCCAUGUCCACUGCAGAGCCACCAAGAAACAGAGAUUUCUUCACGGUCUAUGUGUCAGCUGUAGAACACCCAGGUCACUUCUGGUUACAGAUAGUCAACAGUAAGGCGCAGGAUCUAGACCUGAUGCUGAUGAACAUGUCAGAGUUCUACAACAACCCAGAUAAUCAAAAGGCUUACGAGCCUGACAGUUUGCAGAUAGGUGAGAUCGUGGCUGCUCCCUUCUCUCAUGAUCAGAUGUGGUAUCGUACUCGCAUCCUUGGUUUCCUUGACGAUGACAUGUUGGAUCUUUACUUUGUUGACUAUGGAGAUUCUGAAGCAACUCCAAAGUCUUCUGUUUGCACCUUGAGAGAUGAUUUUCUCGUUCUACCUUUCCAAGCUGUGGAAUUCUCACUUGCUAAUUCAUUUCCAGCUGUUGGUGAUCAAUGGACUGAGGAGGCUAUAGAUUACUUUGAGCAGUUAACUCAUGUUGCCAAAUGGAAACCCCUACAGGCCAAAAUAAUGGACUAUCAGAGUACAGAUAUUGGUACGAUACCAUGCAUCGAACUCUUUGAUACUACUGGAAGCACGGAUACAAAUAUUGGAAAGCAGCUGAGACUUUACGGGUUUGCCAAAUCAAAGAAAGACAAAGAGAGGGAGACGCCCAAAGUAACAACUGACACAGAGGCUUCGUCUGCUAUGCCCAGUGCUAUGCCCAGUGCUGCAGCAACAUCAGAGGGAGAUGGUCCACCAGAGUCAGGCAACUAUGCAAGGUCAUGAUGUAGAUGAAAUGUCUGAACAAAGUUAGCCACUACUCUGCUCUUUCUACUGUUAUUUCGACUAUGAUAGAACAAACCAAAGCUUAUGCUGGGAAACAGAUAACACUUACAUGUUCCACCGAUGACAGAUAUAUGUAUUUUAGUUUUUAGUUUCGGAAGUAGUUACAGUUCUAUCACUUAAAUGAUUUUUCAAUUCAAUUAUUAUGUUAUGUAGAUGGGCUGAACUUAAACUUGUAGUAAAACUGUAAAUCCAUUUUGGAUAAAUAGGUUGUACUUUUCAUUAUUCACUUAUUCAUUAUGGUAUCGUGAAGGGAUUAAUGAGAAAAUUAAACUUGUUUAAUUUGUUAGAUUCAUGAUGUAACUUUUAACAAAGAUUACCACUCAAGGACUACUUUUAAACCCCAGUCGGAAGUCAAUAAGUGAUCAGUUACAAUUUAUGAGUAACAUUUAUCACAUUUGAAAUUCAAUUGAGAAAACUAGGUAGUUUUCUUUGACUACCGGUAUGAGCCGUCUUGAAAGUUGAACCUCUGGAAAAUUUGCUGUGAAUGGAUUGCAUAUAAAGGUCUUUUUCAUUCACCUGCUGAUAGAAUUGAAUCUGGACCAUGGUCUUGACUUUUCUGAUAUACUUUUAUAAAUUAAUGAUUUCUUUAUAGCACCUUACUUUCUGUUCCUAUCAAUCUGCCCUCAUCCUUACCCUCCUGAGUUGGACUUAUGUUGUGGUGACUUUACUGGUAAUUAAGAUUUCUUUCAUGCAUGCAAUUCAUAUGACAUUUAUAUAUAGAGAAUUUCUAUGUAGUAAAGACUAAAAUGAACAACACAUUAUGUGCCAAACUCAUAAAGCUCAUGUAUAGUAUUGGUAAGCUACCAAAACAAAUUUUUAAGAUUUCUUUGAUUUUAGUUCAGUAAUAGGAAGGUACGACCACUUCAAAUCUGUUAUGAAGUUUUCAAAUUAGAAUUGAAACAUGAUUAAGAUCCUGGCUAAAAUCUAAAUUCCCAUCUAUGUGUGAGCAUAGAAACUAUGUGUACAACCAAUAGACAGCUAUGUGUGUGUGAACUUGAACAAAUCUCUGUUGUCUUGCUGGGCUAUGAGCUCAGGCGUUGAUGGAGUGGAGCAAUGGCAAUGAUGUGGGCUUUUAGAAAAAUACAAAUAAAGUCAUGGACAGAUCAUCAAAAUAUGUGGUACAUGUGACUUUUGAUACAUACAAGUGUGGAGCAACAUGAGCAGGAACUAAGUGGUUCCUGUGGAAAGCCUUUAGGAAUGAGAGAUUCCAGUCUUUCCAGUAUUAUAUCAAUGUUAUUCAUGCAUUCAGAACCAGAGCAUUAUCUUUAAUAACUAACAGGUAAACUAAUUUGCUGUCUACCAAAGAUGAGCACCGGUAGCUUUUUUUCCUGUAUUUAUCUUUCAUUCAUUUUAUCAGCAUGUUUUGACUCUUGCGUUUUAAAAACAUUGCUGUGUCGUUCAGGUGCUGCAUGAGGAAUGAAACAUUUGAAAUCAUUGUGCUAUCAGGAAUUGAUCAAGAAACCAAUGAUAAUGAUUACUAAAAUUUGAAUUGUUAUAUCUAUGUAAUUUUAAGGCCUUAAGGCUCGUUCAGAUAUGAGCAGCAAAACUGUAGCAUUUUUGUAGUGAUGAUGUAAAGUGUAAUAUGUUUCACAUUUCUGUAUCUUAUAACACAGAGCUCAGUGAAUAUCUGCAAGUCCUUUGUUGCACCAAGUUGCCAUUCGUUAUAAGGAUUUUUUUUUGUUCACUAAAACCAUAACUCAUUUCAUAGAAGCAAUGUAUUAUUUGUUCAUGUUCAUAUGUCUGCUGGUUAUUUCUUACCAUCUGUCAACAAGAUUCUUUGAUAAAUGUAUGAUUUUUGGUUGUGUCUUAGAUGUAUAUAUGCAUAAGACUUGAAAGUGUGCAAUACAAAGAUGCCAAAACGGUAAAAACAUUGGGAUUUCAUCAUCUAUGUAUAAGAUUAUAUUUUUCUUCAUUUUUUCUGAGUAUGAUGAUAAAUAAAUUGUUGCAAUACAGAUUGUAUCUCACAUGGAUAUGUUAUGUGUCACUCAAACUGUCACAGCUCGAGUCAAGUUGGACAGAAUAUGUGCUACUUACCGGUAUUCUAAAGGCAUAGCUCUUGUAUACUUUGGCCAAAACCACGAAGGUUUUUACUUUUUUCACAUAAUUAUACUGACUACCGAGGUUUGUUUGUCUAAAGCAUGCUCUUUGAAAACGUAUUGCACUCCAUAUUUUGUUUAAUCUUGAAACACACAGUGAAAUUGUGUAGGACCUUUGUUGCAUACAGGUACUUUUUUCAUCCUUGCAUGCCAAUCAUUUAGUACACAACAGCACACACACACACACACACACAAACACACAAAGUCUCAGUUCACCACUGCAUGUGUGAUCAAGCCUUUAGGAAGUUUAAUCUAUUGAACCCAUGGUCUAAACCAUCCUUUUCACCUCAAAUGUGAACUUAAGUAACAUAUAUAAGCAUGUAUAAUUGUGUUAGCGCCUGCCCAUUAGACAUUAGGACAUGGAUGUAAUAUGCUAAUGGGGGUUUAAAGCAUGGUUAGUUGUAAAACACAUUAAUGAAUUGGGCCAUUAGGAUAGGCAUAGCACUUGCACACAUAGGUAUAGAACCUUCCAUUCUUAGGCAGAGUGUAGAAAGUAUAGUACUGGUUGUAGUUGUUUUAAUAUUUAGAGAAUUUAUUUUUGAAAAUGUCAUCAAAGACACCAUCUCAGGAGAAAUCAUGUUUGUUACGUUAAGAUCAGUGAAAUAAUAUUAUGUCUGUUAACUAUUCAAAGUUGAAAAAAGAAAAAGACAGGGUUAUUUGACAAGACAGUAAGUACCUUGUUGUUCCUCUUCCACUAGCUAUGAUCCAAGGCAUAUACAUCUAUGUUCAAUAUGCAAGUUAUGAACCUUCAUGUAGUCUAUAAAUAAAAUAAUAAUCUCUCAAACUGCCAGCAGUAUCUGUAGUUAUACAGAAGCUGAAAAGUCAAUUUUCUUUCCAUACUUUGUAAUUGGUAAAGAUCGGAAGGAUGUUGAAAUGAUUUACAAACAAGAAGAGUUGUUCAUUAUUUGACAUUGUACUUUACUAUUUGUAAUGUACUUUUCUCCUUAUUUGUAUUACUAAUUCCAUUUAUUAAACUCCACUAAUUUAAUUUCACAUUAUAUAAGCCAUUUGUUGUCAUAUAAGCUACAUACAUAUGAUUGAUAUAUACAUUUUAAAGUGAUAUUGUAACUAACUUGCCAGCAAAUCAUUUUACAGUAUCUUGAUAAUUCUGACAAAUACAUUUGUAUAUAUGUCUUUUAUAUCUACUAACAAAUCAUUGAGGUUCUGAUUGAAGAAAGAGGAGAGAACAAAUUUCAAUAAAUACAACAUACAGGUUUCUAGGUGAAUAUAGAGAGGGUUGUAGAAAAAAGUUUAAACUAAUUUACAAGAGUAACAAUAUUCUAACAAUUGGUGAUAAUAGUUUUAGUUUCAUUACAAGGCCAUUUAAGCACUGUAACUAACUACUUUUCAUGUCUGUUCAGUAAUCAAUAAGAAUGUACUACUAUGUAUGUUUUUCACUAUACAUGUAUUUGUUACUUUUCUAUGGUACCAAGUAAUGUUUAAUGCUAUGCCAGUAUCACUGUUAUGCAUGAGGCUUGCUGUUCACUACACUCAACAGCAGUGUUUUUUGUUUUUUUUAUGAAUAAUAAAGUUUAAGGUUAUGAUCCUUCAAAAGGAA
Molecule: messenger RNA, 5326 nt
Organism: Strongylocentrotus purpuratus (purple sea urchin)
Lineage: Eukaryota; Metazoa; Echinodermata; Echinoidea; Camarodonta; Strongylocentrotidae
Gene: tdrkh
Product: tudor and KH domain-containing protein
Exons: 11
Coding region: 125-1612 (495 amino acids)
Biological process (GO): spermatogenesis
Molecular function (GO): RNA binding
Source: RefSeq, a predicted model, not a curated record